This is a messenger RNA of Ostrea edulis (European flat oyster), 8439 nucleotides long. RefSeq names its product protein TRC8 homolog. Gene Ontology annotation, cellular component: endomembrane system; endoplasmic reticulum. Gene Ontology annotation, molecular function: ubiquitin protein ligase activity. The coding region runs from base 115 to 2055 and encodes 646 amino acids. The record is from RefSeq and is a predicted model, not a curated record. Gene Ontology annotation, biological process: ERAD pathway. Lineage: Eukaryota; Metazoa; Mollusca; Bivalvia; Ostreida; Ostreidae. The transcript has 2 exons.
AUUCAUUACACCACUUAAGGAAACGAAACAAACGUCAUGAAUGUACUCGUUAGGGGAAAGAUUUCGAACUUUUCGUAAUUUCUGGCGAUUGAGGACCUGUAUUAAACUCCAAAUAUGACUUGGAGAGAACGGUUCGAAGUUUUGUGGGAGGUGCUAGUCCGAUUGCCCCCAAUGUUUGUCAUGGACAGUAUUUUAAACAAGUCCUUCUUUCCAGAAUUUACUCUGUUGCGGUAUCAACCAUCGAUGACAUGGAUUGAAUACCUCAUAUGGAUAUUUGUAAUGACAAUUUUUUUUGUUCUGGCUCUGUGUGUGUUCCUGCUCUCGGUUAAUCAGCUACAGGACAUUUACAGCUUCGUUACUCUGCUUGGCCUCCUGUGGACGUCUUACCACUGGAACAACAAGCAUUCCUUGGACGUUAAACACAGCAAUUAUGACAUCAUGCAGAAUGCAAUCACACAGAUAUUUUUAUCCUAUACAUUUACUUAUAUUUGGACUCUGAGGAGAAGAACUUUACUUCGAAGUGAUAUUAGGGCCUGCGUUUCUCUCGGAAUCAUGUCCUCCUUUACGUUUCCUUCAAUUGUCAGUGUAGUGUACCAAGACGGUGAAUAUUCAUCCUGGGUUCUGACAUUGUCUGUGAUGGUACCAUUAUGUGUGAUAGCCAUGGAAGUGUUGAAUUCUUUAAGAGCCAUAGCCUGGACAAUCCGACGGAUGUAUAAUGUGAUAAAGAUAACAAUUAGUGCUAUUGGAAUCCAAGGAUACGUUGAGCAUCACUGGAUUAGACUACGGGUCCCAAAAGUCCUAAGGGUAUUUUGGAUAGCUAGGCUGUUUUAUGAUUUCACCAUUUUGUGUCUUCAAAAUUUUCAUGAAAAAGAAGGGCUUUCUGUGUACUCCGUGGACUACCAUGCUGUUUUUGUUAAAUUAUUUACUCAAAGCUGUGAAAACUUCAUUGCCAUGCUGGGCAUGACGAGUAUUGUGUCCUUCCUGGCACAUCAUGUGGGAAUUUUCUUAGCAUUCUGUGUGGGAUCGGAUUCGGAAGAGGACCGUAACAUGGGUACUGUGUCUGCUAUAUUGUUUUUCAUUCUGGGACUACAGACGGGACUAACGGGAUUAACUCCUGAUGUGCGUCUCACAAGACUCUGCAAGAAUUUCUGUCUGCUUCUGACUGCCAUCUCGCAUUUCAUUCAUAGCAUGAUCCACCCGAUUCUGAUGUCCCUCAGCGCGUCCCAGAGCAGUCACUUGGUGCGACACCUGCGCGUACUUUCGAUGUGCAUUUUUCUCUUGACGUUCCCCACGUGUUUACUUAUGUACCUGUGGAAUCAUUACAGUAUCAGCACUUGGUUGUUGGCAGUUACCGCGUUCAGUGUGGAAGUCAUGUUAAAAGUGAUCGUUUCGCUGACUGUGUACACAUUAUUUCUGUUAGACGCGUACAGGAACACUUUCUGGGAAGGUCUGGAUGACUAUGUUUACUAUAUACAAUCAACAGGAAACACUAUAGAGUUUCUAUUUGGAAUCUUUUUGUUUUGUAAUGGAGCCUGGAUAAUGAUUUUCGAAUCGGGAGGGGCAAUUCGGGCUAUUAUGAUGUGUAUUCAUGCGUACUGUAAUAUAUGGGUGCAAGCAAAGAAUGGGUGGCAAGUUUUUACCAAGCGCCGGACUGCAGUAAACAAAAUAAACUCUUUACCACAGGCCUCUAAAGCAGAACUUGAAUCACUCAAUGAUGUGUGUGCUAUAUGUUACCACGAGUUAAACAAUGCGAGAAUAACGCGUUGUAAUCAUUACUUCCACGGAGUGUGUCUUAGAAAGUGGCUAUAUGUUCAGGACAAUUGUCCGCUCUGUCACAAACUUAUCUAUGCCCCGGAAAAUGUCACAUCCGAGACUCAAGAGAACAAUAAUCAGGAUGAAAACCACUUUGAGGGAGUGAAUCCUGGGGUUGCGGCACCAAAUGGCACCCGAGAUGCUAUAGUACAGCAGCCUAUAAACCCAGUGAUAGGGAGACAAGAGGGAUUAAAUAAUGGAACCUUUCAGCCUGCCAACCCACUAAGAGUUCAUCAAGACUAGCUAAAGAAAUCAUACAAUUUAUUAUAUUCAUACAUGAGCAUCAUUAUCUAUAAUUUGCAUUGAAAAUUGUUAGAUGCAUCUAUCUUUUAAAACCUUAAUGAUUUUGAAAUACAAUUUUUUUUUUUCCAAUGGUAUACAUAUGUUCGAUCUCUAGUGAGAUAUUUGAUGCCUCAUUCACACAUAAAGUUUAAUGGGAAUUAAAUCCUAGAAUGUAUUUUAAUGCACAUUAAAUUUGCAUCAAGUGUACACAGAGAACAUUUGAUGCCUAUUUAAUGUAAUGUAUCUAGGAAAUCAAUUCAUCUUAAACUGCUGUGUAGACACUGAGUGAAUUGAAUUCAAAUCAAAUCUUAACUCAUGAGUAUUUAUAAGAUAAUACUGAAAACUAACAUGAACUUCACCUGAUUGUGAUUGUAUGAAUGUGUUGAUUAUAAGUUGAAAAGAACAAAAAUCGUUUAACAAAAAUUGUAAUGUUUAUAACAAAAUCAUUAUAUGGAUUCAGAGGCGUAAUGUUAUAAGCAUCAUAUUCAAUCUGUAAAAAAAAUACUCCCUGAUAAAGACAACUCUGCCAAUUUAGGGGUUUUUCAUUUUUAAGUAAAGAUCUUCAAUUCUAGUGACAGUUUACACUCUUGUCAAUGUUAUUACAAAGUUGAAUGUUGCUUUGAAAACUUGUGAGAUUGAGAAACAAGAGGGGGUGGGGGGCCUGGCCAUACUAUUUUUUUUUUUACCUUUUACCAUGUUUACAUCUUAAUUUGUAGGAAAUAAUAUAUCUGGUGGGUUCCUGAUACCCAAACACCCCCUUCCCAUUGGGGCCUGCACAUUAGUGAACUAUGUAAAAAUUGAUUCCUAAUUUGAUCAAAAUGAGAGAAAAAUUCAAUAGAAAUGAAGUAAGAUGUAUAAAUGGUUGAAACUGUGGCCAGUGUAAGCUAGCGCCAAGGUGCUGAAUUAGAUGGGUUGUUUGUUUUGUCUGUGAUAUACCCUUUGAAAUAUACAGAUUUUAAAAAAAUAUUAUUUAGGACAGGAUUGGGGCGGUCAAAAUCGCCCUCGGUUUUAACCAGUGGUUUUAACCAUCUCGGUCAAUAUACUCCCCAAGUGGUCAAUACUGGUCAAUUAUGAUUUAAACUGUCCAUUUUCCUAUUUUUGUACAUUUCUUGCAAAGAUAAAGAUAAAUUAAGUCUUUUCAUUAUAUGGAUCAAUUGUUGAUUAAUAUUUUUCAUUAGAUAAUGAAAUGUAAUUUCAUAAGUUUAAUAUAUUUGGUUUGCUGAAACUGACCGAAAUAUCUUCAGUACCAACCAGAGGGUCACAGUUCUAUAGCAUAGCUUGACGAUUGGAGACAGACCUUUUACUACAUGUACCUGGACAGAUUAAGAAUAGAAGAUAGCUGGACAUUACCUGAGCACAGGAAGCAGAGUUGACAGGUGUUAGUAAGCAUACACAGGGACCAGAGAUGACCAGUGUGUCUGUUAUUGUUAUGAAAACAUCACCAACACACCCCCUCAAAUGUUUAUUCAACACUUAAAAUGAAGAUUGAUGAAACAAUACUUAUAUACUAAGUAGUUCUCUUGUUAAACUGAGGAAUUUGAACAGAAACUUUUACAUCUUCCCAAAUUCAACAGUCAUUUGUACAUUAUUUAUUUAAUUUAUGACUUAUAAGUAUAUAUUAUAAACUGAUAGUGCAUGUUAUGAAUUACAGUAUUUACUCUAAUGGUCACUUAAACAUUUAAAAUAAAUAACACAGACUACAGUGACCAAAUAAUCUUCAAUCGACCAGUAUUAACUAGUAUUAACCAGUAUUGACCACCAGCCCGGUCCAUAUUCAUAUUGACCACUUUUUUGCCAACCCUCAUUUGAGAAGAUAGAUUUGAUUUGCUUCAAUUUACUAUCCAUCACUGUUGCAAUGUGAAGGUAACACAAAUUUACUUUGCAAUAAUUGCAUUAAAGGGGUAUGGACACAAUUAGAGCUGAAAAAAAUUCUAAUUUUUAGGUCACCUGAAUUCAUUCAGGUGACCUAUUGCUAUCUGUUUUUGUCCGUCGUCGUGCAUUAACAUUUGAACAUUUUCAGCUUCUUCUCUGAAACCCCUGAACCAAUUUCAACCAAUUUUGGCAUAUAGCAUCUGUAGGUGGAGGGGAACAAAAAUUGUGAAAUUCGUGUUCCCUGCCCCCCUGGGGCCUGAGGGGUGGGGCAAAAACCAUCAAAAUGAGUGUAAUUUUAAAAAAUCUUCUUCUUUAAUCCUGGACAUCAAGAAGCCAAACUGUGGGCAUAAUUAUAAUGAGCAUUGAGCCCUCUACCAAAAUUGUGAAAUUCAUGGCCCCUGGGGCAGGGGUUCUUGUGUUAGGGUGGGGCUCUAUUGGUCAUAUAGUGAAAAUGUAGAAAUUCUUUGAAAACCUUCUCUGUCUCUGGGUAUUAAGUAGACAAACUAAUAGCAUGGUAAUGAUGAGCAAGGAUGCCUCUUUAUACCCCCCGCAACAAGUUGUGGGGGGGAUUACUGGAAUCGGGUUGUCCGUCCGUCUGUAGACGCAAUGGUUUCCGGGCUCUAAAGCAUUAUCCUUUCCACCUACCGUCACCAUAUCAUACAUAUGGACUACCCAUGGGAUAAAGAUGUUCCCUAUCGAUUUUGGGGUCAAAAGGUCAAAGGUCACGUGCACUGGACAUUGAAGUAGCAAUAUGGUUUCCGGGCUCUAAAGCGUUAUCCUUUCCACCUACAGUCACCAUAUCAUACAUAUGGACUACCCAUGGGAUGAAGAUGUUCCCUAUAGAUUUUGGGGUCUAAAGGUCAAAGGUCAUGCGCACUGGACAUCGAAGUAGCAACACUCAGAAAAGAGGUAGUUUAUACCUAUUACCAACACCCUUUGGGAGAUUGGGGUAAGCGGGGGGUAUUCUUAGUGAGCAUUGCUCACAGUACCUCUUGUUAAAAUUGUGAAAUUCAUGGCCCCUGGAUCAGGGGUUCUGGUGCUAGGGUGGGGCUCUAUAAGUCAUAUAGUGAAAAUGCAUUAUUUCUUUGAAAAUCUUCUUCUCUGUCCUUGGGUAUUAAGUAGACAAACCAAUAGCAUGGUUAUGAUGAGCAAGGAUGCCUCUUUCAAAAUUGUGAAAUUCAUGGCCCCUGGGUCAGGGGUUCUGGUAUUAGGGUGGGGCCCUAUUGAUCAUAUAGUGAAAAUGCAUUUUAUUUCUUUGAAAAUUUUCUCUGCUGCUGGGUAUUAAGUAGACAAACUAAUAGUAUGAUAAUGAUGAUCAAGGAUGCUUCUUUCAAAACUGAAAUUUAUGGCCCCUGGGUCAGGGGUUCUGGUGCAAAGGCGGGGCUGACCACAUAGCUAUUCAAUGUUUCUUCCAUCCAAAAGUAAAAUUCUUAUAUUUAAACACAAACCUAAUUCAAACAUUGGAAGGUUGUUACAUGAUACUCAGGUGACCUAUAAGGCCCCUGGGCCUCUUGUUAAUGUUCACAAGAUCAAAAUAAAAUGUAUGUGUUUUCCGGUUUCCCGACUCUACCUACUUUUUGCUACCAACCCUGAAGAUUUUACUGACAGUAUAUAUAGAUAAUAUUUUUAAAAUGUGCAAUUUUUAAACUGGAAUUUUUUUCUUUUUGCAUUUGAAAUUCUCUGAUUUACAUUUUGACUACUAUUGAUCUUCAAAAUGUUUGAAAAGUAAUUGUAAUAUAUAUAGACAUGUAUUCAACAUGUUCAAAGUGUAUCAAAAACUAAGAUUUCGAAUAAAAUGUUUCAAUGAAAUAAAAUGUUUUACCUACCUACCCUACCAAGUAUUUUGGGGAGUGAAAUAGGAAACACACAUAUUUUAUUUUGGUUCUGUGCAUAACUAUUAUUUCUAAUGGACAGCAAAAAUUGGAAUGUCAGUUGUCAAGUUACAAGAGUGAUACAGAGCUCACAGUUUUUUGUUACGUAAACAAGGCUUGUGUUGUGUUUUUGUUUACAUUGGUUAAAUAUACUUGUAAAAGUUUUGUUUAAAUUAGAUUUUUAAAUUCACAAGUUAAUUCUGAUCACAAUUAAACAGUUUCUAGUGUUUAGCACUUAUCGUUUUGUUUUAAACAUGAUAUUUUCUAAUAAGCAAUCAAUAUGUAAACACAAACAUGGCAUGAGUCAUGAAUUUGAAAACUUUCAGUUUAAAUCGUGCCCUGCCCCUUUAAGACAAUAUCAAAUUAAUGCAAAGUAAAAUUGAACGUAACUUUAAGACAUUCUGUAAUGUUAUUUUUGUAACGUAACUUUAAAGGGACUGGUUCACGAUUUUUGAUAAAAAUAUUUUUCAUUUUUGAUGUUAAACAUUGAAAAUAUAACUCAUUUAAUGUUGAGAGCCAAAAUUUUUACCUUCUGAAUGCAAGAAUAAAAGCAGUAUUUUAGCCUUAAAUCUGUGUUAUGUAAACAAAGACUCGAGUCUUUUUCUGUAUACAAAGAAAGACGUGAAAUAUUAAAUUUGUUAUAUAAAGCAUCUUAAUUUUGCAUAGUCACAAAUUUUUACUUUUAGAUAACACAUUUUACCCCCAACAUGCUUGAAAUGUGAAAGAUAUAAUAAAUUUAGAUCGAUAUCCAUUUAUUUUAAAAAUUUCGUAAACAAUAACAUACUGCAAUAUUUGUUUACAAAACAAAUAUUAAACUCUCUAAAAUGAGCUGUGAUAAUGUAUAACCUUAAUUUUUAUGUGAAAUCUUUUAAACACAUUAGACAGUAGAUUUUGAUCAUUAAAAGUGAAAAAGAAGAUUUUGGGGAAAAUCGUGAAUCAGUCCCUUUAAGACACUUUGAGACAUAAUUCUGUAAUGUUAUUUUUGUAACGUAACUUUAAGAGAUGAUUCUGUAAUGUUAUAAAAUGAACGUUACUUUGAGACAUUCUGUUAAUGUUAUUUUUUGUAAACCUGAUCUCCUUUGUUUUAAUAUUUCUUUGUUUGUAAACAAAAGCUUAAAUUUAUUUAAGGGAUUGUUAUCAGUAAUUUAGAAUUUGAAAGUUAUUGUAUUAUUGAUCAAGAUAGAUUAUCGAUUCUGUUUUUUAUGCUCGAUCUUAUUCAAUCAUGUUCAGUUAUGUGUAAUAUUACAACAGAUUCACCACUUGGAGCUGAAUUUAAAUCUAAAACUCCACUAAUUAACAAUGACAAUGCUUAAGAGAAGUGUGUGAAUAUAAAAUUACACAUAGCGUAUAUCUGCUUGUAUUAUGAAUUCAUCUUUGAGUCUAACCAACUCUCUCUUUAUCUUUCUCUCUAUCUUAACAAUAAUUUUCUUCUAUCAAGGUUGAAAAAAGGUUCCAAUUUAGAAAGUAUUUGGAAUUUGAUAGUAAUUUGGUAGACAAAAUUUCCUAAUAUCACAGGCAACACUCUUCUCUUUGCAAUGAACGAACAAUGAACUAGGUACGAUAGAAAUGCCAUGCGGAGAUGAAGACAUAUAUCAUGUGACAUGUUAGAGAUAAAUAAGGGAGAUAAUUCUGACUGUAAAGCUUACAACAUACAACCAUGAAUUCAUGCUUUAUCCAUUUUGAAAGAUUUAAGAUUGGAUUUAAGAGGACUGAAUUACUAGUAAUUUGUGAUCUUUCAGUUAUUUCCCACAAUAAUUUUUGAGCAAUGUUAUAGUUUGCCAUUACUACCCCUGACUUGUUGUACAGGUUUUUACAUACAUUAGUAAGUAGUAACACAUCUCCAUAAGUGUUAACCUUUUAUAAGUGUAUUGCACAGUGAAUCUUUGUCAGAUUACUGUAAUAAGUUGUUUCAGUUGUCUGAAUAGGCAGUGAAUAGAUAUCUUAUAAUCAAAUUAAAAAUCUCCAAGGAUUUUUUUUUUAUGUGAGUAAAUCAGAUUUAUUUUUUUUUCAUUAAAGACAUCUGCCUGUAAAUACUGUAAACCAAAUUGUAUUCGCGUGCGAGAUUAGCGAGAACCUCAUCGUCGCAAAUAUUUCUCCUCGAAGCAGUCCUUGAAAAGGUGUCUAUCAACUGUAAUAAAAAAGGCUCGAUCGCGAAAAGUACUUGCCGCGAACCAGUUUACCACAGGUGAAUCGCGAAAAUAAAAUAGCCGCGAAUAGAAGGUGGUUUACUGUAGUUUUUGAAGUUUUUUUGUUUUUUGUUUUUUUGUUUGUUUUUUUCACUAGAAUAUUUGCAUUGAAGUAUUUGCUCAAGAGCAACAGGUCAGGAAACUAGUCGACAUAUUCACCAGUGUCAUAUUCUCUAUCCUACGCUACUUAAUUUAUGCCGAUUGAACGGAGCACGGUUCCGUUAAUCUGUUUGUUUUGAAAAUUAGUAUUAUUUAUUUGGAUGUCGUGUAUACUUCAUGUCAAUGUAUUCUGUACAUUGUUUGUGUCAAACUGAGACCAUCGUUAAACAUUCACUAUUACACAAUAAUGAUGGUGCAUUUCUUGAAUGAUAGAAAACUAUGUCUGCUUUGUUACCUUGAAGAUAUUUGAAAUCAUU